Botrytis byssoidea is the source of this 852-nucleotide messenger RNA. RefSeq lists its product as uncharacterized. The coding region runs from base 1 to 852 and encodes 283 amino acids. The transcript has a single exon. Lineage: Eukaryota; Fungi; Ascomycota; Leotiomycetes; Helotiales; Sclerotiniaceae. The record is from RefSeq and is a predicted model, not a curated record.
AUGCCCAAACAAACUCGCACCCCGGGACAACCCCUCCUAGAACGUCCCCACCUCGACUCCCACGUCCAACAAACCCUCAACCGCACCCUCUUCCGCGAACCCACGCUCGCGCGUCGCCAAAACCAAGCACAGGUGCAGCGCAGAGGAACCCUCGUACAGCGAGCCGUUCAAAGACCCCAUGUGAGUAUCUUCACCGAAUCCGAUUCUGACAUCUUUCCUUUAGUGCACACUCCUUCCUUUACCGUUUCGCCCGAAGACGCAUUUGCUGUUCGGGGGAGCGGGGUAGGUUCGCCCGUUUCGCCUUUGACUCCUGAGGUACUAUCGCAAGAGCACUCUCCCAAACCAUCCCAGGAACAGGUAAACUACACACUCGGAAUCGAACCCGCGACUCCCGCCUCGGAACUCGAGCCCUGUGGGGCAGCGAUGUAUACUCAUUGGUAUUUUGAUCAGCAGGCGGCGAAUCACUAUGACGAGAAACAUGUGAGUAUGAGUGAUAGGUCUGCGUUUACGAUGAUGAGUGGAGGGUUGGAGAGGAGGAGGAGGGGAGUGCGGGUGAGUGUUAAGAGGGUGAGGACGUGGAUUCGGGGGAAAGCGGAGCAGAAGGAGAGAGAAAGGGUAGAGAGGAGACAGGAGAAGAAAGGGGAGUUGGUGGUCAAAGAGAGGGUUUUGGUGUGUGAGGAGAAAGAGCGAUGUGAGAAGGGGAAGGGGGUAAAAGGGAAGUUAGGCGCGGUGUUGAAGAGGGGGACGGAUAGGUUGAGGAAACUGGUGCCCGGGGGGAAGAAGGCGAUGGGAGAGAAGAAAGAGGAGUGGAGAGUCUUGGAUAGGAUUACGGGAUUUCAGACGAUUGAGUAG